Limulus polyphemus (Atlantic horseshoe crab) is the source of this 1030-nucleotide messenger RNA. Its product is annotated as ADP-ribosylation factor-like protein 6-interacting protein 4. The transcript has 5 exons. NCBI's taxonomy places the organism in Eukaryota, Metazoa, Arthropoda, Merostomata, Xiphosura, Limulidae. The record is from RefSeq and is a predicted model, not a curated record. Bases 693 to 941 code for a protein of 82 amino acids.
UAAUACUAGAAAUAAACAGGCCGAAGAAGCUGUAAAGUGAAACGUUGAGUGUCUAAUUAAAUAAAAACAACAUUUUGGUGUUAUAAGGGCGUUUAUUUCUACUAGUACUAGAAAUCAGUGUAUGGAAGACAAUACUAUAAAUUCUAGUAUUAAAUAAGAAAUUAAAUAAGUUAUCAGUCGUUAACCGCUAAUCGUUAACUAAAAAAAAAAUAGAGAAUAACACCAACAGUGGAUUUUACAGAUUCUACAUUUGUAGAAAACUAGUAGAAUAUCAGGAAGUUCAAUUCAAAUUAUAAUUAAAUCAAGAUGAGAUAACAUGGACCACAAAAUACCAAGAAAAAGAAGCCAAAGUACAUUGGCCAAUUUGUCUCACUGUCCUGAAGUCACUGUGUCAAAAAAAAGUGAAAUAUCACAAACAAAAGAAAGAAGGAAAAAGAAGAAAAAAUCAGCAUAAAACUAGCAGUAAAUCAUCUGAAUCAGAAUCUUCUACAUCCUCAUCAUCAUCAAGUGAAAAACAAAAAAAACAUCAAAAACAUAAACAUAAGCAGAAAAAAAGGGAUUCCAGGAGAAAAAGCAAACAUCGAAAAGAAAAAAAAAAGAAACAUAAAAAAUCCAAGAAAGCUGCCAUCCAUGAUCAUGCUAAAACAAAACAGGCCCAGCAACAAAACACCCAAACAGGAGAUGAUACAGAAAUGAUUGGACCACAGUUAAGUGAAACUGGGAACUGUAGAAUGGUUCCUAUGAGUAAAGAAGAAUGGGAAAAACAACAAACUGUUGUACGAAGAGUAAAAGACCCAGAAACUGGUAGAAACAGGCUUGUGAAAGGCAGUGGAGAGGUUUUAGAGGAAAUUGUCAGCUAUGAGCGUUUCAAAGAAAUCAAUAAGAAAGCUACUUCUGGUGAUGGAGCAUUUUUCCAAAAGCAGUUGGUACUUAUGAAAUAGUGAACCUUACCAGUAGAAGUGUAAGCACAUUUAUGUGUCUGUGUGUAUAUAUAUAAAUGAAGUUGUGUAAAUAAAAAUUAUUCAACGUU